UUGUUUUGGCCUUGGUUUGAACGUGGGCGGCAGAGGUGGCACAGCUGACUGCUUAGUGGCCCAGGUGCUGCAGCUAGUUCUCUCGGGUCCUUAACCUGAACCUCUACGAAGCAUAGACACGAUUUAACGUGGUAAAAAAGCGUUGACAACAGCUGUGUGUCGUCGAGGUUAAACGAGAAAACCUGUCGUGUUACCUGAGGUGUUUCUCAAGACAGAACUCUUCCGCACAACCAUGAGACUAAGGAACUUGAUGCAUAAUUUGCUCCUUUUGACGCUAGUUAGGUGCAGGUGUUGGGCUGUGGAAGAGACGUGUGGCGACGAUGACAGGAAGAUGACCAACAUGUACAGUGAAGAAGCCAAUAAACCUUGGGCAAAAUACACCACUCAGAUUGAGGAAGCGGUAGCAUCAUACAAGUCUUGUGACCCAGGGAAGUGUUCCUGUCACUAUCACCUCAUUAAGAAAGACUUGGCACCUUUCAAGGAUGGCAUUGACAAAAGUGUGAUAGAGAAAUCAAGAGACAGGGGUACCUUUUAUCAGAUCAUCAACCAUAAGCUGUACAGACAAAGUGACUGCAUGUUCCCAAGCCGAUGUAAGGGUAUUGAGCAUUUUAUCUUAAAGAUCAUUGAUAAGUUACCAGAUAUGGAGAUGUUAAUUAACACAAGAGAUGUACCCCAGGUCAAUAAACGUUUUGGUGAAAGGAAGCCUAUAUUUUCUUUCAGUAAGACUGCCGACUAUUUGGACAUCAGUUAUCCAGCUUGGACAUUCUGGGAAGGUGGACCAGCAAUUUCCCUUUAUCCUACGGGCCUUGGUAGAUGGGACAUGCUGCGAAACACACUUAUGAAUGUAGCCAAACAGUGGCCUUGGGAAAAUAAGAAACCUCUAGCAUUUUUCAGAGGGUCUCGUACAAGUUCAGAGAGAGAUGAACUCGUGUAUCUUUCAAGAGAGAACCCGAACAUUGUUGAUGCCCAGUACACCAAGAACCAAGCCUGGAAAUCAGAUGCUGACACUUUGUAUGCUCCCCCUGCCUCUGAAGUAUCACUUGAAGACCAUUGUCAAUAUAAGUAUCUCUUCAACUUCAGGGGAGUAGCAGCCAGCUUCAGGUUCAAACACUUGUUCCUAUGUCAAUCUCUUGUUUUUCAUGUGGGUGAUGAGUGGAUGGAAUUUUUUUACCACAAGAUGAAGCCUUGGGUACACUACAUUCCUGUUAAGACAGGCGCAUCAAAGGAAGAAAUCAGUACACUGAUUGAGUUUGCUAAGAAAAAUGAUGAGGCUGUAUCUCAAAUAGCAGAGAGGGGCUAUCAGUUCAUCCGAAAUCAUCUGAGAAUGAAGGAUGUCUUGUGCUAUUGGAAGAAGCUGCUUCUCACAUAUGCUGAGUUACUUAAAUAUAAACCACAGAAAGAAGAGGGAUUAAUUACUAUUGUGCCAGUGAGUUAAUGUUUAUGAGAAUGAUGAAGUGUUAGAAACAAGAUCAUUGUUUGCGCUGUUAUGUUUGUGCGUGCGACUUAGCCUCUGCCUGCUAGCUACUGGUACCUGGUGCUUUUAUAAUUCAAAUGUUAUUGUUGUCCGCCGUACCUGCUCUUAAAACUGUGAAUGGAGAUGGCUUUCACAGCUUCUCCCAAGUGCAUUCCACUUGUAUAUCUCUGGCUCAUUUAUAUUUCUAACCUGCACCAGUGUUUUCUUAUCAUAUUAUUCCUCGCUUAGGAAGUGAGGAAUAAUAGAAUAGGAUAAGUGAGAUAAUAGAUAAUAUCUAUUAUAAUAUCUAUCCAGGUUCAGAUAAUAGGAGUGCCAUUGCUUACCUUUUUUAUUGAUCUUGGUAUUUUAUUAGGUUGAAUUCUUUUAAUCUGUAUUCAUAGCUUAUGGGCUUUCUUAAUCCCCUUGAGCAUCACAAGAUGAAGAUUCUAUGUCAGUGUGCUGCACAUUCUGGAACUGGUUUGACUUGGUAUGUACCGGUUGUGCUUAUGGGGUUUGAUAUCCACCUCUUUUGUUUUACCUCUCAACUCUAAAUUGUCUCGUGUACAGGUUCAUGAGCCCUUUGGCCUUUUCAUAUAUCUGAUGUUUUGUAUCGAAUUUUCUUCCAAUAUUUUAUUGAUGCUUUUGAUAAUUACUUCCUUCCAGUAUUUCACUUUUUAAUGCAUUCCAAUUUUUAAAACUAUUCUGAUUACAGAAAGGGAUUCUGACAUGUGAGUUGUUAGUGCACUACCUCACAUGCCAAUCACUCUGGUUUUUAGUGAGUAGAGCAUAAUAAUGUACUCACCUAGUUGUACUCCUAGUUGUACUUGCAGAGGUUGAGCUCUGGCUCUUUGGUUCCACCUCUCAACUGUCAAUCAACUGGUGUACUGCUUUCUGAGCCUACUGGGCUCUAUCAUAUCUACAUUUAAAAUUGUGUAUGGAGUCAUACACAAUUAUAUGUAUGUCAUAAAUUGUGUGUUCUAAUGGAAGAUGGUAGCAUUUUUUAACAUGGUUAGAAAGCGCUGUUCUUUUUCUCAUUAUGAAUUUAGCUUUUAGACUAAAUGUUGAUCCUUUGAGGGUUGGCCUAAGUAAGUGUGAUUCAACCAAAGGGGUUUAGUUUAUUUAUAACUAGAUUUUAAAGAAACAAAAUAACUGACAACUUUUCUGGUAUUUGUAAUUCUGAAAAGUGUGUGCACACACUUGUGAAGAAUUUUGUUAUCUCGCUAAACACACUCCGUGGCACUGCAGGAACUACCAUAUAUGCUGGCAAGUAAGACAUCUAAUUUACAACGAUGUUUUGUGAGAAAUACACAUUAGUGUGCUUCAUUAUACAUUUAUUGAAAGUGAUUUUGUAAGGAAAAAUAUGAGAUAUUGUGCAUGUAAAUACAAUACUGUGUAUAUAUUGGUUAAAGGAGGACAAAAUAUCCGUCCUAUGUUCCGUUAAAUAUGGUAUUACAAAAGAGUUAUCAUGUAAAUUGGUAUUUUAAUUAUAUUUAAUAAUUUGGUAAGGGGUCACUUUGUAAAUGCUUUGACAAAACUUAUUCUAAAUUGCUUCGAAUUUGGUGUAGGGCAUGUAUUUUUGUAAAUAUAUGCUAUGUAGUAUUAAUUACAGGUUCAGUAAUCUCUAGUACUUUAAUAGUUGAUGGAUCUUGUGGUACAGUUUAUUGUAAAGUGAAAAUCAUAGAUGGGUACUUGAUAACUUUUUUUUUUUAACAAGGCCUUAUUCAAAUUACUUAAAAAAAUUGUAAGUGUGUUAGGACCGUUAAAAGUAGUACAUUGCUUUAAAUCAAUGUAGCCACUUGAUUGUGGAGUUUUUUACAUAUCCAAUGUAUACAGUACAGUAUGGGCAGUACAGUAUAUACAGUCAUGUAUAGCAUUUUGUAUACUUAUGACAAGGGGGGGUUUUAAGCAUGAUGUAAUGCUGGUAAGUGAUAUUGGUCUAAUUCAUCUAUAAUUCUGUAAUUUGUUUAAUAUGCAAGAGUUCUAUAAUAGUUUUUUUUUUUAGGGGGAUGAAACCACAAGUGAAAAAUACAAAUAAAUGCUGUAUAUGUAA
Messenger RNA from Procambarus clarkii (red swamp crayfish), 3503 nucleotides. RefSeq names its product O-glucosyltransferase rumi homolog. NCBI's taxonomy places the organism in Eukaryota, Metazoa, Arthropoda, Malacostraca, Decapoda, Cambaridae. Gene Ontology annotation, molecular function: UDP-glucosyltransferase activity; UDP-xylosyltransferase activity. Gene Ontology annotation, cellular component: endomembrane system. Gene Ontology annotation, biological process: positive regulation of Notch signaling pathway; protein O-linked glycosylation. The record is from RefSeq and is a predicted model, not a curated record.